Caenorhabditis angaria is the source of this 1216-nucleotide messenger RNA. NCBI's taxonomy places the organism in Eukaryota, Metazoa, Nematoda, Chromadorea, Rhabditida, Rhabditidae. The record is from the annotation of a GenBank genome assembly.
AUGGAUCAUUCGACAAGAUUUCGUGUUCAAAAUUGGUUGCGUUCGCAGCGAAAAAUAUUGCAUUCAAGAAUGUGUCUUCUAAUGUUAGUCAUGAUCAAUUUUGUGAAUAGUGUUAUUUUGACACUUGAAGUUUGUGGAGAGGAUUCCAAUUUGACAUUGCUCAUGUUUUUCGUGAAUACUAUUGUGGUUUUUCUAUCGAUGUAUGGAUUGUAUAAUUUUAAACCAGUGUUUUUAUCGCCGAAUGUUUUGUUGAAGGUUGGUUGGGCAAAGCUUAGGUCGGGCUAAUUCAAAGUUAUCCUAAGUUCAUAUUAGAUAUUUUUGUGGCUGGAAAAUAUCCAAAAUUUAAUUUUCAAAAACACUUCCUUAUCUUUCUUUCCCUAUUUUUCCAAAAAAUAUCAUCGAUAUUUUCACAGUUCGUUGAACUGAUAAAGAAAAGCGAAAAAAAUGAUCUCAUCCCAUGUGUUUUUAUCAAACCAAAACCAAGACAGAUUAAUUGAUAGAUCAUCUAAAGAAGUACCGAAAAAUAUAAAAUAUCUUGUUUUUUUCUGAAACAGUGAAAAUACUCAGAAUUUUUACCGUGACAAUAAUGAAUUUUGAAACUCUAAACGUAUGUUUGGCUCAAAAAAACCACGUGGAUUUUUUCAUUUGGUAUAAACAUUUUUUUUUGAAAUUAAAAGUGGAAGAAAAGGUUAACAAUUCAAUAAUUCAUUAUUUUUAAUUUUUUAAGCACUUAUGAUUUUUAUAAAAUUAUUGAGCCAAUUUUUCAGUUCAACAUAAUUUUUUUUGAAACAAUGAAAAUUUUUUUGAGGCGCCUUAACAACAAAUAAUAAUCAGCGAAAAACAUAAUAUUCUCGAAACAGUGAAUUUUUCAACACCAAAAUAUUUGCAGAUUGUCCUUUCAUCUUCUGCACUUUUCUAUGGUCUUCAAAUGGCUGAAACUCGUGCAAAUUCCUGUAUAUUUGCCUGGUUAACAAUCUCAAUAAUAUUAUUUAUUCUGGAAAUUCAUACCAUGUUUUCGACCACUUUCGAUAUAAUCAAACAACUAAAUCUUCGUGCCUACAGUAAGCCACCUCCAGCUUAUAAUCAAGUUAUGGCAAUUGAAGUUCAACCUCCAACAUAUGAAGAAGCUCUUCAGAAAAUGCGUCAGGCGCAACUUGCGUCAACGGAACAACAACCUGGUGUACACCAAUUAGACUUGACCGCACUUCCGGUUUAA